UAAGAAUAAUCUUAUUAAAAGAUGUUGAGCAAAGCGAAUCAGAAACUCGUAUCUAAGACCAUCCCAAAGGUCGGUACCAGAACUAUGUGUACAUCAACUACUACUUCAGGAGGAAUGCCAGAAGAGCCAAGAUUUUUGGAAAUGGUCAAGAUGCACUUUGACAAGGCAGCUAAAUACACAAAUGUAUCAGACGGUUUAUUGAGUUUGAUUAAGGAAUGCAACUCUAUGGUCAGAUUCAACGUUCCUCUCAGAAGAGAUGACGGAACUUUGGAGAUCUUGUCGUGUUAUAGAGCCCAGCACUCUCAUCAUAGACUUCCAGUCAAGGGAGGUACAAGAUACGCUGAUAACAUCACUAUUUCUGAAGUUGAAGCUUUGGCUUCCUUAAUGACCUUCAAACUUGCUGCUGCCGAUGUGCCAUUCGGUGGAGCUAAAGGAGGAAUCAGAAUCAACCCAAGAAACUACUCCAAAGCUGAAUUAGAGAGAGUCACCAGAAGAUACACUCAUGAAUUGGCUAAGAAAGGAUUUAUUGGACCUUCCAUCGACGUCCUUGGACCAGAUAUGGGAACUGACCAACAAGUAAUGACUUGGAUGAAGGAUACCUACACUAGUAUUUAUGGAGACAAAGACAUCAAUGCCGAAGGAUGUGUUACUGGGAAGUUCAAGAGGCAUGGAGGUAUCGCUGGAAGACCUGAAUCCACUGGAUUAGGAGUCUAUUAUGGAGUCAGAGAGUUGCUUAAUAGAAAAGAUUUUUGUGAAAAAGCAGGGCUUGAAGCUGGAAUUGAUGGAAAAACCUUCAAUAUCCAAGGAUUUGGAGCAGUAGGAUCUUGGGCUGCUAGAUUCUUCACUCAUGACGGUGGUAAGAUCACCACUAUUGUCGAGUGGGACUGCGCUUUGCACAAAAAGGAUGGAUUUGAUGUUGAAGAUGUUAUCCAAUGGCAGAAAAAUGAAGGUACUCUCAAGAACUAUCCACACGCUGAUUCUAUUGAAGUUGAAGAUCCAGCUAAAUAUCUUGAGAAGGAAUGCGAUGUCUUGCUCCCAUGUGCUGUUGAGAAGUCAAUCCACAUGCAUAACGCUCCAAAAUUGAACUGUAAGGUAAUUGGAGAAGGUGCUAACGGCCCAACAACUGUUUGGGGAGAAGAAAUCUGCGAGAAGAAAGGAAUCAUCAAUAUUCCAGAUCUUAUCCUCAACGCUGGUGGUGUUACCGUAUCUUACUUCGAGUGGUUGAAGAAUCUUCAACACGUAAGUGGAGGUAAAUUGACAAGAAGAUGGGAAGCUACUUCCAAGAAAGACCUCUAUGAAUUCAUUAAGGGAGAGGAUCUAACAAAGGAACAAGAAGAGAAAUCUCACGUGCUUAGAGGAGCUAAAGAAAUUGAUCUUGUUUACUCGGGACUUGAAGAGAUUAUGAGCAAUGCUAUCCAUACUCACUUUGACAUCAGUUUAGAGAAGAACACUAACAUGAGAAUCGCUGGAUUCGCCAAUUCUAUCCAAAAAGUUGCUGAGUCAUACAAAGAAUCUGGUAUCCUGUUCUAAUAGAUUUUACACUAACAUCCUCAAAACUAUUUAUGAAUCAUCAA
Molecule: messenger RNA, 1574 nt
Organism: Moneuplotes crassus
Lineage: Eukaryota; Ciliophora; Spirotrichea; Euplotida; Euplotidae
Source: the annotation of a GenBank genome assembly